UCCCCGUGAAAGAUACAUUUUAAUCAGGGGUAGAAUGUUUUCCAUAAGCUAGGAAUAAUUUUGACUCCAUUACAAUUCGGACAUCUAUACCUUAAGGCUGUGUUGAGCAGGCUGGGUAUAUCUAGCCUGCUUUAAUGAUGAGAAUGUGUCGGCACCUCAGGUUGGCUAACUUGGAAUGGGUGGCUAGUCAGCUGAAGUGAGAUUUGUCCUUCACUCAUACACGUGUACAGUAACGCAUUUUAAUUUCAGCCGAACAGCUGACUUCUUCGUUUCAUUUCUAAUUUUAGACCUUAUUAAAGCUCUCUACACUGUAACCUACAAGUGCAUUGACUCCGACCACAUUUGGGCUUGAUUGGGCUGCACAGACAAACCACUUUUUGCUGCAGUGGCUACCUCUUGGAGCAGCCAGUUUCCCUAAGAGGAGUGCUUAUCUAGUGGCUGAUCUUUUAGGGUUGUCAUUAAUACGAUAGUGAGGAUCUAACCUGAUCAUCAUCACUCCUGCUCUUUCUAUUGCAACCACCAGUGGCAACACAGUAUUUUCCUAAACGGGUCCAGAGCGGAACUUCCCCUGGAUGGCCACCAACCCAGAGUGCCUCGCCUGACGCUAAUUUUAGAGAUGUGAAUCAGGCUGCGCUACCUUGCCUAGCCUUUGAGAAGGGUGCCUGCUGCUUGGCCUCUACAACCACCAUCCUAUCACCAUCCACACUCUCUUAAGCCAGGAAUGGGGUCAGGGCUGUAGUUAGACGGGAGGUUGCAGGACGUCCGUGGCUUAAAGAGAACCGCACAGGCGUAAGGUCCUUUCAGACCUCCAAAAGCACGUGUUGGACACUUGAAAAGGCAAAUGGAUUAAUGUUUCAAUGACAAAACCUGGCCAGUUGGUUAAAUGCUACGCUAUGAAUGAAGUAGUGCAGGCAGGACCCUGCCUCUCUGUUACAUCACCAGUAGAGGGCAGUGUUUUACCCAGUGUUCUUAGUAAAAUGCUCUGGCUCUCCUUGCCUUUGCAGACCCGACGUGAGCAGAUAGUUCUACGGAAGUAGUCGAGCCACAACCGGUCAGUUAUAGCCCAAUCUGGCAGGGAUGCACAAAUUCAUGAGAUUUAUGUUGCACUACUGUUUUGUUCAAAUGGCAUAUUGCAAACGUAUAUGCAGUACAUUCAAGGGCUGAGGUUGCAGGGUUUAGGGGCUGUCUAUUUUAGGUUUGGAGUCCAGAUUUGGUGUUUUCUACUCUUGCAGCUGCUUCCCACACUCGUCCAGACCUGCCCCCGCCCUCCCUGUAAGAUUCACUGGAUGUUGGUCCGCAAACGCCGUCAACAGAUGUUCCAAACAAGAACAGUGCUUCUCGUUGCGUUUCCUUUCUAGCCUAUACAUUUUAUUUGUACAAUUCCACCUAACAGUCGCACAGUGCCGCCCUACCUCCUUGUUUGCACCACCAUAAUUUUUACCUGUCCCGUCUUUUAAGAUCCUCUAAUAAUAAAAUGUGAGAAUUUGAGUACAGAAACUGUCUUCGAUACAGGAUUAUAAAUGUGCUUUAUUACCUCUGUGUUGACAGACAGGGCUAUCUUUGUACUGCUAAGGUCACCUUCCUCUAGUCCAACUGCCACCUAGAGAGACCUCAUUCAUGCCGUUGGUGUUCAUUUUGAGAGUGGCAACUUAUCACUGUUCAGAAUAGAUUUUAACACCAGGACUGCAGUGAGAGGUACAUUAAUAAUCAAUGAGUGGAACUCCUUCCUCCAAGCCUAUUUCAUACAGUACUAAAAUAACUCAUUCCGUUGAGAUUAUACUUUGAGGACUUCGGCUGUCUUUUGAAAAGGUUGGAAUACAUAGGAAGCAACACAGAUGUAUACAUUUUAUUCAAAAUAACAUGUUAUGACUGUAAUGCUAGUCCUCAUUCUAACCAUUUAUCCGUCAGUCAGACAUUCAUUUUCCUGACCAAAUAUCUGGACUCAUUCUGUGGGGGUAGAUCCUUUGUUCUUUGUCAUCUUUUUGGGGCCACUAUCAUCUGAGGUCCAACUAUCAGCAACCGAUGAAAGUAGGGUAAACAAGUGGAAAAACACAGCCUAUCUCGACCAGUUUCUCUGCUGUUAAAACCACUUGUUGGAGGAGGGGUGACAUCGUCCACUAUCUUUUGAGAAACUGGGAGCAUGUGAUGAACAACAUAGUUCUUCAGGCAAAUGUGCUGCUUCAUCUCCAGGGAAUUAACACAGUAACUCUCUGCUGUCUGCUCUACGCUGGUCGUAAAGAUGAGAGUGGACGAUGUCACCUGCUUUAGGAUUCUCACUAGUUCCAGGUUCUAUCUGUUGAUCAUCUUCGUUUCACUAUAGAAGACUGGUUCACAUUCUACCAACAAUGGACCUGACCACUCUGUCAGACGAUGAGGCCAAGCACAUCUGGGAGGUCAUACAGAGAGACUUCAACCUAAGGAAGAUAGAAGAGGAGAGACUUGGCGAGCUGAAGAGUAAGAUAGAGAAGGAGGACACUAAGACGGAGUUGCUGGGCACUCAGACCACCCUGGUGGAGUCCCACUGUAUCCGCUGUCUGCAGCCCUUCAAGUUCCUGGUCAACAGUAAGCGCCAGUGCAUAGACUGUAAGCUGUACACCUGCAAGGCAUGCAGCCGCUACAACAAGAAGGAGCACGGUUGGGUGUGUGACCCCUGUCGGAUGACGAGGGUCCUAAAAAUCGGAACGGUAGGAUGGUACCAUGACAACGUCCGCACCCGUUUCAAGCGCUUUGGCAGUGCCAAGGUGAUGAAGUCUCUGUACAAGCGACUCAACGGAGAGGGUGGCCGCCGCGAUAGUGACACACAAAGUAUGCCAGAUUUCCGCAAUGACACUCGGUACAAUGGACAUGACGAGGACUACGCAGAAGCAGAAGCUCAGCGCCACAAAGUGAUGCGAAAGAACAAGCGCCUUCUGUCCGUCCACCCCAUGGACUUGGAUGUUGAUAUAGAAGAAUAUUUUCCAACCAACUCUCAUCCUCACUCCCGUCGACAGUCUUUCCAGACCCAGGAGGAGCGUGGCGGAGGCCACAUAGAAUACAUGGACAUGCAGCAACAACACCGCAUGAACCGUAGACGGAGCCUGGAUAGGUACAACACACGCGCCGAUGACGGACACUAUGGGAUGGUGCAUUCCCGCUCCAUGUCUAAGAUCAGCUCCUCCGUGAACCGUCAGCACUAUGUGGACACGUCAGAAGAGGAGGAGACAGGGCGCUACCCCAUGUACCAGCCCCCCAAUCGCCGGCGUCCGUCCUACGGCCGAGGGGGCUCUCACGAGAACCUGCAAGCCCCCCCGCAGCCACCGAUUAAUGAGCUGAAUAAGCGCAUGUCAGCCAUAGAGAGUCUUCUGAACCGGCUGGAGUCAAAGAUUACUGUGCCUGAUGAUGAGCCAGCCUCCCCGACCGCUGCCCAGAUAGAGGAGGAGAAGCUGAGGAGGAAGCUCAGCGAGCUGGCAGGGAACAUCAGUGUUCCAUCUUCUGACGAGGAAGCAGGAGGUGGCAAGAAGACCCCUGUGUUCAACAGGGCCGCUCCGAGGACCAACCCUCCAGUCCUCCCUCCGGAGCCCCUCAGCUCAUCCAGUGAUGAAGGGCCCACUGAGGCUCAGCGGAGAUCCACUGCUGCGGCCCUCUGUGACAUCACCAAAGAGUUUCUAAGAACCAUUAAUGCCACUGAAAGCGCAAUGAGCGAGUACAGCCCCACAGCACAGUCUAUUGACAGACCCAUGAUAAUUGACAAGGCUGAAGUAAGGCAAGCUGAUGAGGCUUACAGAGAACUUGAGGAAAAUGUGUACAUGACCUCAGGCAAAUCUUUUGACCUGGAAAAGAAGCUGAGGCAUCUGGAGCACAGCGCCAAAAACCGCUUUGCCGGGGCCACGGACUCCGAUCUCUCUGAACUGGAGGACGUGGUUACUCUGACUGCGCAGCGGGUGCAGAGUACAGAGAGCGAGGUGUCUGAUUUAGAGAGCAAGCUUGCUGCUUUAAAUGCCUCAGGGAAGAAAAAGAUAUCAGGUUCUCAGAACAGGAGAAGGUUUAACCAAGACAUCACUACAAAAACCAGCAAUGGCUCAGGAUCCGUACGGAAAUCCAAUCAUGUGAAGAACUGAAAGAUGUGCCACUUUAUAUCUCACUGAUUGAUUUACAUCUUAGUCAUUUGACAGAUGCUCUUUUUAUGUCUGACAUGACUCGUAUAAACACCCACAUUGUUAUAUAAUGUUAAUACAUGGCAUAUCCACUCCUACAAUGUUCAGUAAAUAGCAGGUUAUAUCAUAUCAUGUUCAAUGCUAAAACUAUCUGGGUUCCUCGCCGGAAAAGCCCAUGCAUUCUACAGUAUGAUUUCAGUGGAUUUGUCUAUGUGCUUUUGUCUAUGAUUUCAGUGGGUCUCAUUAAGACCACACCCUACCAUCGUACUGCCAGAGGCCAAAAGUCCCUAUUUUGUGUUAGAAUUGUGUUUGAUUAGGGGACUUCAGUUAAGUUGUACUUACUGUAAGAAAUCAUGACACAGCCAGGUUUCAUUUUCUUUUGGUUUUAACGGGAUUCUUCUAAACAAGCACCACGACCUUUGGUGUAACCAGUUGUGUUAAAGUCAAAUCACAUA
Molecule: messenger RNA, 4588 nt
Organism: Esox lucius (northern pike)
Lineage: Eukaryota; Metazoa; Chordata; Actinopteri; Esociformes; Esocidae
Gene: mlpha
Product: melanophilin a
Exons: 16
Coding region: 2346-4097 (583 amino acids)
Biological process (GO): intracellular protein transport
Cellular component (GO): cortical actin cytoskeleton
Molecular function (GO): myosin binding; actin binding; small GTPase binding
Source: RefSeq, a predicted model, not a curated record